AUGAUAAAUGAUUCACCUAUAGUAGAUAGUGUUGGCGAUGAUGAUGAUAUAAAUGAUUAUAAUAUGUAUCCUGUUUCCACCACACCUGUAAUAAUAGCAGUAAAACAAGUUAUAACUACCGAUACGAGUGCUCCCAAAAUAGCUCUUGAUAACGAUAUCGAUGGUUAUAAUAAUUAUGGAAAUUAUAAGAAAGAUGGAAGCGACACUACUAUCGCAUCUUCUUCAACUACUCCUACCUCUUCUUAA
Messenger RNA from Entrophospora sp. SA101, 246 nucleotides. The record is from the annotation of a GenBank genome assembly. Lineage: Eukaryota; Fungi; Glomeromycota; Glomeromycetes; Entrophosporales; Entrophosporaceae.